CCAUCAUCAUCAUCAUUAUCAUUAUCAUUAUCAUUAUCAUUAUUUUGGAAAAACAUAUUUUGCCUCCACAAGACGGGACGAACAACGUGUCGGGCUUGGACAAGAGAAUGCAUCUGUAUUGAAGUCUGAGUUAGAGCUUUCGUAACAAACCACCGGGUACCCCUCUAUCUUCUUCUUCUCCUCCCUAAGAUCUAAGACAUCUUGCGCUUCUCCUAAUUAAUCUUCGUCCCUUCCGCUCGUUCUUUUUUUACAAUGAACUAUUCAUACUUCAAUCCAGCGGCGCUACAACAGCCCUAUCAACUGUUCGCAACAAUCUCACCUCCGAAUGUGGACGAUAGGAAUACAAAUAAUGAUUCCGCCAUGUCACAGUCCUCGACACCCUUUGAGUAUACUACCUCCUUCCCGGGGAGCUCAUCCUACUUCUCGGGUCCCGGCGGCGCAGUCCUUCUCCCUCCCCAGCAACAACAUCAACAUUCCCCUUCCACCGCAAACUAUUCCCGACACAAUUCAAAUGAUAUGAGCAAUCCCAACGCGGACCAUCUGGGACAGUAUAUAUUUUCUGAGUUUCUUGAGGAUCCUUUGGCAGCCGCCCAGACGUCGACGCGGAGUAGUAGUGAAGAGAAGGAUGUCACCACCCCUGCACAGGAUAGACGAAAGGCUCAAAAUAGAGCUGCUCAACGAGCCUUCCGCGAACGCAAAGAACGCCGCGUCAAGGAACUAGAGCAGAAAUUGACCGAUCUCCAAGCCCAAUCCAUGACCCUACACGCCGACAACGAACGUCUCAAGCGAGAACUAGCAAAAGUCGCCACGGAAAAUGAGAUCCUCCGCGCCACGUCGUCGACCGGCGAGGCCAUAAACGACGAUACCAACAACCGCAGCAAUCACAACUCUCCAAUCGAUGACGACAGCAAUAAAGCAGCAUCGUCAUCGACAACAGCAAUAAUUAACGGACCCAAAGGUUGGGCAGCCCUCGACGUCCGUAAACAAUAUGCAGCAGAUUAUAAAACCGGCAAUUUACCGCAUCGAGUGGUCCUCAGUGCGGAGAACGGUGAGAGAUUACUCGACACAAAAGCGACGUGGGAUCUGAUACAGAACCAUCCAUUGUUUCAAAAGGGUCUGGUCGAUAUCGGCGAUGUCUGUGAACGAUUAAAACCCUUUACCAAGUGUGACGGGCAAGGGCCGGUGUUUGAAGAGGGGAGAGUUCGAAAGGUUAUCGAAGAGAGUGUGGCGUGUGGGAAUGACGAGUUGAUAUAAUAUAUGUUAUUUUUUCCCCCUCCUGUUUCGUUUUGCGCAUUUUAUGGAUAUUGCAGUCCUCCACUUUCUGGUGGGGAGAUAUUUGAUGAAAUAUUCUGGGUUUGCGUUUUAGCGUUGGCGUUUAUAUAUA
Molecule: messenger RNA, 1384 nt
Organism: Talaromyces stipitatus ATCC 10500
Lineage: Eukaryota; Fungi; Ascomycota; Eurotiomycetes; Eurotiales; Trichocomaceae
Product: bZIP transcription factor (Fcr3), putative
Exons: 3
Coding region: 253-1254 (333 amino acids)
Cellular component (GO): RNA polymerase II transcription regulator complex
Molecular function (GO): DNA-binding transcription activator activity, RNA polymerase II-specific; transcription cis-regulatory region binding
Source: RefSeq, a predicted model, not a curated record